Molecule: messenger RNA, 1729 nt
Organism: Glycine soja
Lineage: Eukaryota; Viridiplantae; Streptophyta; Magnoliopsida; Fabales; Fabaceae
Product: UDP-galactose/UDP-glucose transporter 2-like
Exons: 7
Coding region: 462-1538 (358 amino acids)
Biological process (GO): transmembrane transport
Cellular component (GO): endoplasmic reticulum membrane; Golgi membrane
Molecular function (GO): transmembrane transporter activity
Source: RefSeq, a predicted model, not a curated record
UGCCACAAUUUAAUACACCUUAGUCCUUUCCCAUGAAAAUACUAUUAAUCUCUUUUUCUCUCUCCUUAUUUAUUCAAUUCAAUUCCACCUUUGCGUAGAAUCAACAUUACAUUAAACACAUAUACAUAGGAGACAGCUGAGAAUGAGAUUGUGUGAAUGAAUGAAUGAACACAAGUACUUAAACACACAUUACUCUCUCAGUUUCUCUCUCUUCUUACUUCUCUCUCCAAACCUUACAUGCACAAAGUUGUGUUUGUGUUCUAAUGGAACUUGCUUGCUUAGACUAAUCAACCAAGUUUUGCAUUUCCAGUAACCAAAACUCUCUUCUUUUUUUUUUCCCCCUUUCUUCUGGGUUGGCAAAGUCAACAUGCAAGAACAAGAUUUUUUUUAGGCUGGUUGGUGGUUUGAGUUCCAAAAAAACUGACUUUUUGUUGAAUAAUUUGGGUCGGUGAAGGGGUGUUAUGAAGAACGAAGAGCAGGCUCGUAGUUUGUUUGGAAUUUCACUCUCUGACAGACCCAGAUGGCAGCAAUUCCUCAUUUGUUCAUCAGGGUUCUUCUUUGGAUAUCUUGUUAACGGCAUCUGUGAGGAAUAUGUGUAUAACAGGCUCCAUUUCAGCUAUGGUUGGUACUUCACAUUUGUUCAAGGGUUUGUGUACCUGUGUCUGAUUUACCUCCAAGGCUUCACAAGCAAGCAAAUGGUGAAUCCAUGGAAAACCUAUGUGAAGCUCUCUGCUGUGCUUAUGGGUUCUCAUGGCCUAACAAAGGGGUCUUUGGCUUUUCUCAACUACCCUGCACAAAUCAUGUUCAAAUCCACAAAGGUUCUGCCAGUGAUGAUAAUGGGUGCCUUCAUACCGGGUCUGAGAAGGAAGUAUCCGCUGCAUGAAUAUAUAUCUGCAAUACUUCUUGUAGUUGGUUUGAUCUUGUUCACACUAGCAGAUGCACAGACAUCUCCAAAUUUCAGUAUGAUUGGUGUUAUUAUGAUUUCUGGAGCAUUGGUCAUGGAUUCUUUCCUGGGAAAUCUUCAAGAAGCAAUAUUUACCAUGAACCCUGAGACCACACAGAUGGAGAUGCUCUUUUGCUCAACUGUGGUGGGUUUGCCUUUCUUAAUCCCACCUAUGCUUUUCACAGGAGAAUUAUUCAAAGCAUGGACUUCAUGUUCACAGCAUCCCUAUGUGUAUGGAGUGCUAGUCUUUGAAGCAAUGGCCACAUUCAUAGGCCAAGUUUCUGUCCUCUCCCUUAUUGCGAUCUUUGGUGCUGCCACCACAGCCAUGAUAACAACGGCAAGAAAGGCAGUGACAUUGCUAUUGUCGUACUUGAUAUUUACAAAACCAUUAACAGAACAGCAUGGGAGUGGACUACUACUCAUAGCUAUGGGGAUCACAUUGAAGAUGUUGCCUGAUAACAAAUUCACUAGCACCAAGACCAAGAGGGUCUUAACCUCUUCUGCAAGGGACAAUGGUGCAAAAUCUACAAGUGAUGAAGAGUUGGGGACUCUGCCAAAUUCUGGAGAAAAUGAUGAAAGGAGGCCUUUGGUCUAGCUUAAUAAUAAUGCGUUCUCAAUGCAAUUUUUAUUUUUGAAGUCAUUAUUUUAUAAAAAAUCAUGAUUUCAUUUUCGUUUUCAUAUCAUGUGAAAGGAAAAAAAGGAAAUAAUUUGAUGUUCAAUUAGCAUUAAUUGUAUACAGGAUUAUUUUUUUAAUGCAAGGCCAUAGAUUUAAAUUUGUUUACUUGA